AUGUCAUUCCAAUGGACCAAAAUAAGCAGUUUGCCUGAACGAAAAGCAUCUGGAUCAACCCAGAAAUGGUGCCUUGAACAAAGGUUUGGUGACGGAGAAAUUGUCACUGACAAAAAGCUUAGCUACUUCAUUACAGAGUAUGUCAUGAAGCGAGGCCGAAAGCUUAGAAGAAAUCCAGAUGGUACACUUAUUGCUCUAAGCAGAGAGUCAGUCCUCGCCUAUAUCAAAUAUAUUGCAGAUAUGUACAGCAAGCAAAAAGCACUUGGAUUAAACCCCCAUGGUCCUGCAAGAGGGCCUCUAGUUAGGAUUUUUCUGGAUACUCUCGAAAAAGAAAAGGUCAAGAUUGGUGGCCAUUUCUUGACUGAGAAAAAUGAUCCUCUUGGCUUCAAAGUCAGGCUCUGCUUUUUGAUCAGUCAUGCCAUGCUUUGUCGUAGCCAAACAGCACUUGGGAUGCAGCUUGCUGAUCUGCUCUCGCUUGUACUAGAAGAUCAAGGGAUACCAGAAUGCAUUGCUUUGGUUGCAACUAUCACUUUUGGAAAAACCAACCAGCAUGGCAAGAUUGAAUGUGACUUGUCUGUUCGACAUCAUGAUGAUCCCACUUCGAGAACGAGCCUUUACUUGACUUCACUCGUCGUGAAAGCUGAGCUCAGCAUAAAAUCUAUAUCGAUGCAUUUAAACCGUUGGUAUCCAUACCUCAAGAUAACUCAUGCUAACCAUAAAAGUGCGCUGAACAUGAUUGCUCAAGAGAAUGUUGCAAGCGACCAGCAAAGGAUGAUCGAAGCUACUACACCCAAAGCGCAGUACAACAGACAAGAAUGGCUGUAUCAAUUUAAAAAUGUUAAUGGAGCUUUUGUUUACGUGAACCCAUCCUGCCCGUCAGUAAAAGCAGGUCAAAACACUCAUGCUAGAGACACUCUGAGUGCUGUUGCUAUUGGCUUAUCUGGGAUGGCGGCUUUACUACUUGGAACAGCAUUUCCUCAAUUCAACAGAAAUAUCAGUCCAUCACAGACUGAUCAAUUCAACCAACUUGCUGCCGCUUUCUGUACAUGA
Rhizopus microsporus ATCC 52813 is the source of this 1050-nucleotide messenger RNA. RefSeq lists its product as uncharacterized. NCBI's taxonomy places the organism in Eukaryota, Fungi, Mucoromycota, Mucoromycetes, Mucorales, Rhizopodaceae. The record is from RefSeq and is a predicted model, not a curated record. Bases 1 to 1050 code for a protein of 349 amino acids. Gene Ontology annotation, molecular function: DNA binding. The transcript has 6 exons.